Molecule: messenger RNA, 762 nt
Organism: Pichia membranifaciens NRRL Y-2026
Lineage: Eukaryota; Fungi; Ascomycota; Pichiomycetes; Pichiales; Pichiaceae
Exons: 1
Coding region: 1-762 (253 amino acids)
Biological process (GO): regulation of transcription by RNA polymerase II
Cellular component (GO): mediator complex
Molecular function (GO): transcription coregulator activity
Source: RefSeq, a predicted model, not a curated record
AUGCAGACGACGAUAGAUGACCCGAUAUGGGCGUUUGAACAGGACAUGGAGGCACUCGUGCGGUCUGUGCAGCAGUAUGCGCCAAACCAGACGUUUGCGUCGUCCCUCAUCCGGGAUUCGGACGAGAUCGGCAAGCAGAUCAAGGACUAUGAGGACAGGCUGCAGCAGCACGCCAGCGCAGACAUAUCUCUGAAGAAGCACGACAACCGGCUCACGGGGGCGCUGACGGACUCCUUGAAGACGCUUGUCGAGUGCAAGAGAAGCCUGGACACUCUUCCGAAGCUGCACGACUACACAAAGACGACGGAGGCAACGGCGACGGCGACGGAGGCGAAGCUCGAUCCGGAGGACACGAGGACGGUUCUCUCGUAUGCCCUGAAGCUCUCGAAGUUCUCGAAGAUCCCCCGGACGUUUGACGGCGCCCUCUUGCCGAACAACUUCACUUGGCCCGGAGACGACAACAUGCGCAGAGGGAACCUCGCCAUAGCGUCGCUGAUGCCGAACAAGCUCAUCCAGUACGAGAACUAUGGCCCGGGAUACGUGCCGCCGGCAGAGCAGAUGGAGGUCGACCAAGAGCCGAAGGACGCCGGCCAGCAGGGCGUAGCCGGGCAGGACAAGAAGGAAGACGAAGACGACGAGGAAGAUGAAGACGACGAGGACGAUUUCAUUCCGGAAAGAACCAACUCGAUCGAGAACGUCAAUAAGGGAGAGUCGACUGCGGUCAUGGCUGGCCUCGACUUGCUGGAUUUCGACGACGAGUAA